This is a messenger RNA of Camarhynchus parvulus, 4992 nucleotides long. It is a transcript of the gene PLEKHA6, whose product is annotated as pleckstrin homology domain containing A6. The record is from RefSeq and is a predicted model, not a curated record. NCBI's taxonomy places the organism in Eukaryota, Metazoa, Chordata, Aves, Passeriformes, Thraupidae. The transcript has 25 exons. Bases 211 to 3609 code for a protein of 1132 amino acids.
CGGCUGCGGCUCCGGCUCCCGCUCCGGCUCGGGCUCCCGCUCGGGCUGCGGGCGGCCGGGGAGAUGCUGCGCCCGUAGGCAGCGCGGGGGGGACCGGCCGCUGCCCGCCCCGCUCGCCACAAUGAAAGGCGGAACACCUUCCUGCACCCAGUGACGGGACAGGCCCCCGAGGACACCUCAAGGCUUGACUUGCCAAAACACAGCUCGGACAUGUCCAGCAAGGCGGGCAGCAAGCGGCCGGCCACCGUCCCCAGCGAGCCCCCCAACCACGCCAUGGUGGCCGAGGUGCCCCCGGAGCGCCCCGGAGGCCGGGCUCCGCGCUCAUCCCGCAAGGGCAUCGCCUUCGGGAAGCGCUCCAACUCCAUGAAGAGGAACCCCAACGCCGCUGUCACCAAGAGCGGGUGGCUCUACAAGCAGGCCAGCUCGGGGGUGAAGCAGUGGAACAAGCGCUGGUUCGUGCUGGUGGAUCGCUGCCUCUUCUACUACAAAGACGAGAAGGAGGAGAACAUCCUGGGCAGCAUCCCCCUGCUCAGCUUCCGCGUGGCCGCCGUGCAGCCCUCGGACAACAUCAGCAGGAAGCACACGUUCAAGGUGACGGUGUGCUGGGUGCAGGAGCUGCCGGCGGGUAACGGGCAGCCCCUGUCUCCUCCCCAGGCCGAGCACGCCGGCAUCCGCACCUACUUCUUCAGCGCCGAGAACACGGAGGAGCAGGAGUCCUGGAUCCAGGCCAUGGGCGAGGCCGCCCGCGUGCAGAUCCCGCCGAGCCAGAGGCACGAGAAGCCGGACUCAGAGAACAUCCCCCCAAGCAAGCACCACCACCACCAUCACUGCAACGCCGCCCACCGCGAGCACCCCAAGGCCGAGCCCGACGCCAAGACCCGCGGGGAGGGCGACGGCCGCGGCUCGGAGAAGAUGGAGCGGAAGCCGUCGGAGCGGGCGGACGGCAAGAAGGAGCCUCUGGCCAAAGCCAACGGCCUGGUCGGGCAGGAGCCGCCCUCGGAGCCGGGCAGUCCCUACCCCGAGGGGCCGCGGGGGCCGGCGAGCGCCGAGCGGCCGGCUCAGCCCAACGGGUGGCCGUACCCCUCGCCCAGCCGGCCCGGCAGCACCGCCUUCCCCCCGGCGGGUGACGGUGACAGCGGGGCCCAGCGCCGCGGCGUCACCCCCAGGUCCCACCCCGAGAAGGUGGCCCAGCGCAAGAGCUCCAUGACGCAGCUGCAGCAGUGGGUGAACUCGCGCCGCGCCACCGCACCCACCGAGGAGCUGCGCAGCCCCACCAGGUUUUACCCCGUGUCCCGCCGGGUGCCCGAUUACUACUCGCCCUACUCACCACAAUACCCCGAGGAGUACCAGUACUAUCCGCCGGGCGUGCGCCCCGACAGCAUCUGCUCCAUGCCCGCCUUCGACCGCGUCAGCCCCCCGUGGGCGCUGGAGGACAAACGCCACUCCUUCCGCAACGGGGGUCCCUUCCACCCCGCCUUCGGCCGCCAGGACGUCCCGCUGUGGCUGCCGGCGCCCUCCAGGCCGCCCAGCUACCUGGACGAGGUGGACGCGGCCUCGGGCUCGCUGCGGAGGAUGUCGCUGCAGCCGCGCUCGCGCUCGGUGCCGCGCUCGCCCAGCCAGGGCUCCUACGGCCGCGCCAGGGUUUACUCGCCCGUGCGCUCGCCCAGCGCCCGCUUCGAGCGGCUGCCGCCCCGCGGGGAUGAGAUUUACGCCGACCCCGCCACUUUCGUGAUGCGCAGGUCCAUCAGCUCGCCCAAGUACGAUUACCUGGGUGACAGGCGGCCCGUCGCGGCCGGGGUGUACCCGUACCACUUCCCGGCAUCCCCCACCAUCCACGACAAAAUGGUGACGCCGUUCCCGGAGCCCUACAGGGACACCCUGCAGCCCUACAAGAUCAGCGAGCAGGACACCGAUAAGCUGCUGGGGAAGCUCUGCGAGCAGAACAAGGUGCUGCGGGAGCAGGAGAGGCUGGUGCAGCAGCUCCGCGCUGAGAAGGAGAGCCUGGAGAGUGCCCUGAUGGGGACCCACCAGGAGCUGGAGAUGUUCGGGAGCCAGCCUGCCUACCCGGAGAAGCUGCUGCACAAGAAGGAAUCGCUGCAGAACCAGCUCAUCAACAUCCGGGUGGAGCUGUCCCAGGCCAGCACGGCCCUGGCAAACAGCACGGCCGAGUACGAGAGCCUGGAGAGCGAGGUGUCCACCCUGCACGAUGACCUCUGGGAGCAGCUCAACCUGGACAUCCAGAACGAGAUGCUCAACCGGCAGAUCCAGCGGGAGAUCUGGCGGAUCCAGGACGUGAUGGAGGGGCUGAGGAAGACCAACCCCUCCCGAGGCACCGACACGGCCAAGCACAGAGUGGCGCUGGGCCCCUCGGGCACGUACAGCUCCAACAGCCCUGCCAGCCCCCUGAGCUCUGCCAGCCUCACCAGCCCCCUGAGCCCCUUCUCCCUCAUCUCCGGCUCCCAGGGAUCGCCCACCAAGCCCGGCCCUGGUGAGGAACCGGGCCCGCCUCGACCUCCCCUCCCCAAGUCCUACGUGCCCCUGGAGCCUCCUCCGGCCGUUCCUCCGCUCCCCAGCGAGAGCCGCCUCUGGCCCUACCCCGCCUCCCCUUCCUGGCACCAGGGAGAGGCCAAGCGGGGACAGCCCAAACCAGGCUUGGAGCAGAGCAAGAAGGAGCCCUCCCGGCCCAGCCCCGCUGGCCCCACGCCCGAGGGGCUCCCUCAGACCCGCCCGGAGCACGACGGGGACAAACAAGCGGCUCUCAACAAGGUGGGAAUCGUCCCCCCCAGGACCAAAUCCCCGGCGGAGGAGGAGGCGGUGCCCAGGAGGAACGGCCUGGCCAACGGGCUCAGCUCGCGGGAGAGACCCAAGAGCGCCGUGUUCGCCACCGAGACCAAGGUGAAGAUGAGCGUGGAGGAGCAGAUCGACCGCAUGAAGCGCCACCAGAGCGGCUCCAUGAAGGAGAAGCGGCGCAGCCUGCAGCUCCCCGGCCCGCAGCCGCUGCCCGGCCCCCAGCCCGACACCCCCGGCACCAAAACCCCCUCGUCCUACAAGGUGGUGCGGCGGCACCGCAGCAUCCACGAGGUGGACAUCUCGGACCUGGAGGCCGCGCUGCGCUCCGACGAGCCCGGCAAGGUGUACGAGACGCCGCAGGAGGAGAUCGCCCGGCUGCGCAAGAUGGAGCUGGAGCCGCAGCACUACGACGUGGACAUCAACAAGGAGCUGUCCACGCCGGACAAAGUCCUGAUCCCCGAGCGCUACGUGGAGCUGGAGCCAGAAUCGCCCCUCAGCCCCGAGGAGAUGAAGGAGAAGCAGAAGAAGGUGGAAAGGAUCAAGACUCUCAUUGCCAAAUCCAGCCUGCAGAACGUCAUCCCCCUGGGCGAGGGGGAGGUGGACACCCCGCAGGACCCUGAGGUGCAGCUGCAGGAGCAGGAGAAGAGGAUCGAGAUCUCCUGUGCCCUGGCUGCCGAGGCCUCGCGCCGCGGCCGGAUGCUCUCGGCUCAGUGCGCCACCCCCAGCCCUCCCACCUCCCCAGCCUCCCCGACUCCACCGACCAACCCCCUGUCGUCCGAGCCGCCCCGGGCCGACAGCAGCCACCUCAUGCGGGUGUGAGCCUGUGACCUCAAGCCCUGGCUGCUGCCGGCACCAUCAAGUUCCACGGGGCCACGUUUUAGUCCCCUCCUGAGGUGACACCGAACCUCUCGCCACCGUCCUCGGUUCUCCCGGACCCCCUUCCCUCCCUCCGGCGGCGACACCAGCGGGAGAGGUGGCACCGACGGGAGCCACGUCCCAAGGAGACGGGCAGGGGGCUGGGAUUGUCCCCAAGGAGCCCCCAGGGCUGUCAGUGGCCACAGGGACACCCCGGACAGCUGUGACAGCGGCCACCAGGACACAGCUGUGGCAGUGGCCAUAGGGACAGCUCUGGACAGCUGUGACAGCAGCUGGGACACACCUGGACAGCUGUGACAGCGGCCACCAGGACACAACUAUGACAGUGGCCACCAGGACACACCUGGACAGCUGUGACAGCGGCCACCAGGACACACCUCUACAGCUGUGACAGUGGCCACAGGGACACACCUCUACAGCUGUGACAGUGGCCACCAGCCCCACGGUGAGCACAGGACUCCUGGGACAGCUCCCCAAGGCCUGUGAAGGAGCUCUUGGGGUGGGGACCUGCCUGUCCCCACCACGGAUGGUGCUGCCACCUCCCAGUGGACCUGGCUGCUCCCCCUCGGCUCCUCGGGCGCCGUUUCCCCUCCCUGAGCUCUGGCCCUGAUUUUGGAAGCCGUCUGUGUCACCAGCAGUGGCUCAGCUGGAGGAAGAGGGGACAGGACGGAUGGAGGUGGCACUGGGGGGACACGGAGGUGCCCAGGGUGCUCCCAGGGCUCUCCAAGCACGGAGCAGGAGCUCUGGGGGCAGAGCAGGGAAUUGGGGUGCCAGGUGGGAUAACGGAGCUGUGGGGUCGGCAGGGACCCCCUCUGGAGGGUGGGGACGGUGCUGAGGAGGGGUUUGGGGACGGAGGUGUCGCCUGGGGACCUGCUGUCACCCUCCGAAAAUCCCUUCCCGCGGCUCUCCAGCCCCUUCCAGCGGUUCGGAUUUCCUGUAGCAAAUUCCCCCUUUUCUUUAUCAUCCCGGAGGGUGGGAAAGAAGCAGAAUCCCUGGAAGGAUGUGAGCAUGGCAGGGGCCAGGAGCUGGAUCCCAAAUCCCAAAUCCCCAGCCCCAAAUCCCAUCCAACCCUCCUGGCCCCAUCCCAAACCCCCAUCCCUGCAUCCCAAUCCCAACUUAGCAAUACUUGUAGGAUCCCUGGAGCCCUGAGCCCCGCUCCCUUCUGAGCCUCCCUCAGCCCCUUUAGCUCAUAAAGCUGGCCCUUUAUUUUGCUAUUUACAUGCCUUAAUAUAUGUUUGAUGGAAAUUCUACAUUUAUAAUAUAUAUCUAUAUUUGGGUUUUCCUCUCCUUUUCCCGGGAUAAAGCUCGUGCUGAGCUCUCUCUUCU